Peromyscus leucopus (white-footed mouse) is the source of this 4348-nucleotide messenger RNA. It is a transcript of the gene Fshr, whose product is annotated as follicle stimulating hormone receptor. The record is from RefSeq and is a predicted model, not a curated record. Gene Ontology annotation, biological process: follicle-stimulating hormone signaling pathway; male gonad development. Bases 92 to 2182 code for a protein of 696 amino acids. Gene Ontology annotation, molecular function: G protein-coupled receptor activity; follicle-stimulating hormone receptor activity. NCBI's taxonomy places the organism in Eukaryota, Metazoa, Chordata, Mammalia, Rodentia, Cricetidae. Gene Ontology annotation, cellular component: membrane. The transcript is spliced from 10 exons.
AGAUCUCUCUUGUCCAGCAGUGUUGGAGGAGCUUGCGAAAUCCGUGGAGGUUUUCACCGCCCCUGCAGGGAGAAAACAGGUGGAUGGAUAGAUGAGCAUGGCCUUGCUCCUCGUCUCCUUGCUGGCGUUCCUGGGCUCGGGGACAGGAUGUCACCACUGGCUGUGCUAUUGCUCGAACAGGGUCCUCCUCUGCCAAGACAGCAAGGUGACCGAGAUUCCGUCCGACCUCCCCCGGAUCGCCGUGGAACUGAGGUUUGUGCUCACCAAGCUUCGAGUCAUCCCCAAAGGAUCAUUUUCUGGAUUUGAGGACCUGGAGAAAAUAGAGAUCUCUCAGAAUGAUGUCUUGGAAGUAAUAGAAGCAGAUGUGUUCUCCAACCUACCCAAGUUGCAUGAAAUUAGAAUUGAAAAGGCCAACUCUCUGCUGUACAUCAAUCCCGAGGCCUUCCAGAACCUUCCCAAUCUACGAUAUCUGUUAAUAUCCAACACAGGCAUUAAGCACUUGCCAGUGGUUCAUAAGAUUCAGUCUCUUCAAAAGGUUCUAUUAGACAUUCAAGAUAACAUAAACAUCCACACCAUUGCCAGGAAUGCCUUCAUGGGGCUGAGUUUUGAAAGUGUGAUUCUAUGGCUGAAUAAGAAUGGGAUUCAAGAAAUACACAACUGUGCAUUCAACGGAACCCAGCUAGAUGAGCUGAAUCUAAGCGAUAACAAUAAUUUGGAAGAAUUGCCUAAUGAUGUUUUCCGGGGAGCCUCUGGGCCAGUCAUUUUAGACAUCUCAAGGACAAAGGUCCAGUCCCUGCCCAGCCAUGGCUUAGAAAAUCUGAAGAAGCUGAAGGCCAGAUCAACUUACAGCUUAAAGAAGCUCCCUAGUCUGGAAAAGUUUGUCACUCUCGUGGAGGCCAGCCUCACCUACCCUAGUCACUGCUGUGCCUUUGCAAACUGGAGACGGCAAACCUCUGAACUUCAUCCAAUUUGCAACAAAUCUAUUUUAAGGCAAGAUACUGAUUAUGUGACUCAGGCUAGGGAUCAGAGUGUCUCUGUGAUAGAUGAUGAACCCAGUUAUGGAAAAGAAUCUGACAUGAUGUACAGUGAAUUUGACUAUGACUUAUGUAAUGAAGUUGUUGACGUGACCUGCUCCCCAAAGCCAGAUGCCUUCAAUCCAUGUGAAGAUAUCAUGGGGUACAACAUCCUCAGAGUCUUGAUAUGGUUUAUUAGCAUCCUGGCCAUCACUGGGAACAUCACAGUGCUGGUGAUCCUGACUACCAGCCAGUACAAAUUCACCGUGCCCCGGUUCCUUAUGUGUAACCUCGCCUUCGCUGACCUCUGCAUUGGAAUCUACUUGCUGCUCAUAGCGUCAGUUGAUAUCCACACCAAGAGCCAGUACCACAAUUACGCCAUUGACUGGCAAACGGGGCCGGGCUGUGACGCCGCUGGCUUUUUCACUGUCUUUGCCAGUGAAUUAUCCGUCUACACGCUGACAGCCAUCACCCUGGAAAGGUGGCAUACCAUCACUCACGCCAUGCAACUGGAAUGCAAGGUGCAGCUCCGCCAUGCUGCCAGCGUCAUGGUGAUGGGCUGGAUCUUUGCCUUUGCAGCCGCUCUCUUCCCCAUCUUCGGAAUCAGUAGCUACAUGAAAGUGAGCAUCUGCCUACCCAUGGACAUUGACAGGCCUUUGUCACAGCUCUAUGUUAUGGCCCUCCUUGUGCUCAAUGUUCUGGCCUUUGUAGUCAUCUGCGGCUGCUACACCCAUAUCUACCUCACAGUGAGGAACCCUAACGUUGUGUCCUCAUCAAGCGACACCAAGAUCGCCAAGCGCAUGGCCACACUCAUCUUCACCGACUUUCUCUGCAUGGCCCCCAUUUCUUUCUUUGCCAUUUCUGCCUCACUCAAGGUGCCCCUCAUCACUGUGUCCAAGGCCAAGAUCCUCCUGGUUCUGUUCUACCCCAUCAAUUCCUGUGCCAAUCCUUUCCUCUACGCCAUCUUCACCAAGAACUUCCGCAGGGAUUUCUUCAUCCUGAUGAGCAAGUUCGGCUGUUAUGAAAUGCAAGCCCAGAUUUACAGGACCGAAACCUCAUCCAAUGCCCACAACUUCCACGCAAGGAAGGGCCACUGCCCCUCAGCUUCCAAAGCCACCAAUAGCUCCAGUUACAUGCUUGUCCGUCUAAGUCAUUCAACCCGGAGCUAAAAAGGAUUGUGAAAAUGGACCAUCACCUUGAAUGACAAUGAAAAUGAGGAAUAGGCCAUGGAAUGGCUGACAGUGUUUCUACACUUCACCUACCUAUUCUUCCUGGCUGUGUGCACGGCAAAUCGGUCAGGAAGUAUAUUCAUCUCUCACGUGACUCAUUUAAGAACUAAAUUAUUGGUAACAGCAAUUAAAACAAUACAGCAGCAUGCUUGUUUUAUGCUUCUGUUCGGUUUGUCUCAACUGAUUUUUAAAAUUCAUGUUCAGUAGGCUGAGCAGGGAUUUUUUUUUUUUUUUUUUGGAGCUUUACAAAUGAGGAAAACAGACUCCAAGAGCUCAGUGACUUGUUUGAAACUGCCUGGUGUAUGAGAGGCAGAGCCAGGAUGGAGUAACCCAGCUCUGCAAGAAUUUCCAAGAGAAAUGUCACAACAUCAUGCAAAUAUUUAUUGAGGGCCCAUGACAGCUUUGUCAUGGGUCAACAUGUACAGACUCAGCUACAUCUUCCAGAAACCCCUUCCGUGUGUGUUUUCAGUUAGGGUGGGCCACCCAGAGAAUUCUUAGGAAAACAUAACAUCCAAAAAGUAAAAUAAAAUAAGCAACGGCUGUUGCUGUGAUCAGCACGACAUUGCUGUAGCUGAUUCCACUCAAGGCUGCCAAGGCCACAUGGUGGAUGAUCACUGUCCCUCCCCCUGGAUCCUCCCUUGGGUUCUCUGAGUGAGUUCGGGGCCACUUGUGAGGUUUUAGUACCAUGAAGAAGCACAAGACUUCUGUAGGAUGCUUUAUCACCAAGGUCGGAAGCAACCAGAAUAGAAACGGGGCUCAGUUCGUCUCCCUGGGGUAACACCCUGUGUUUGCUGAGCAUACGCUCAUGAUCUUUCCAUUAUGAGGACAGAUGCCCUGAGGACACUGAGCUCCAACGUCAGAUGAGAGGACAACAACGUCCUUACACAUCCUGCUUAGCCAGCCUCCCAAACGUGGGAGAGACAAUUCCCGGUAACAAAUAUUUACCACCUACACAUAUUUGCAUUCAUACAUAUGUAUGAUUGCUUCUGCUGCUCUGGCUGAACUCUAAUGGAAAAUACACCUAUUAUAUGGCAUGCAUAUAGAUUACAAUGUUAAGGACGCAGCAGCUUUGAAAUCAGAGUUAAGAUUUUAUUCGGAUUCUGUAAUAAGUCGGGGCUCAAGGUUUUCAGGCUCGGCUUCUUCCUCUACAGAUGCACCAGCUGUGUCUCUAACCUUUAGGCUGCCAGUGAGAAGGAAACGAGCCAUUUUAAAAUGCCUCGUGCUGUAGCAAGUUUAGCAUACAUUAGUUUGUGUCUUCCCGCUCAGACCAGUUCCUGGCCUAGUAACCAGCUCUCCUGGCCCUCAGUCUAGAAUUCAUUCUGUUACCCUCUAAGGUCGUGAUGGAAUUCGUUUCCUCUUCCACUGAAAGGAUAAAAAAGGCAGGAAAAAUCUUGAGCAUUGGCAGGUAGCAACAGAGGAAGUCUCGGACACAGCGGAGCCAGCCUGUGAAGAAAGGCUUUUAAUAGGGGUGGGAGAAAACACACACAGCAAACAAGCAGAGAGACCCUCUGGGGAAGAGAGAGGACACUCGGGAGCCUGGGGUCUGCUCUCUCUUUGGGCCUGGGGUUUUAAGGAUCUUUGAGCGGUCUUCCUCCCUAAUUUAGUGUUGGUUAGUUUGAAGCUAAAGACAGAGAGGCUGACAGGCCCACGACUUUGGAAUAAGCAUGUCCUGAUCCAAGCUUGAACUUGUGAGACUGGUCCAGAGGCAGAGGACCCUACUGUCAGGAGAAAAAUCCUACCAGGCCUUUGUUUCCCAUUAGGAAUAUGAUGAAGAAGCUGGAAGUCUGCCAUCUUUAUUGUCUAUUAGUAGGCCCCCUUUUCCUAUUUGUCUGCCUAUCAGGGGAUCUGUCUAACCCCUAGACCCUCAGGUCCAUUAUACUACAUCAAUACUGAAAAAUGAACAUGUUACCCACACAUGUUCUCAGAAAUAAGCCCACUGAAUAACUAGAUGAUACAGAACCACCACAAAUUCCUCCAGGUGGUGCCAGGGCUGGUCCACAAAGCUCUGAGCACCAUGAAUAGCUGGUUAGGGGUUAGGGUGACCUCUAAGGAUUAAAAACUGUGCUGUCCUUGUGAGGUCACUGCCUGGAGCUGGUUCCCUGGCUG